This is a messenger RNA of Alligator mississippiensis (American alligator), 1782 nucleotides long. RefSeq lists its product as uncharacterized. NCBI's taxonomy places the organism in Eukaryota, Metazoa, Chordata, Crocodylia, Alligatoridae. Gene Ontology annotation, molecular function: N-methyltransferase activity. The record is from RefSeq and is a predicted model, not a curated record. Gene Ontology annotation, cellular component: cytosol.
AUGAACACACCUGCAAACUUCACAGAGGGAGAAGUCUACCAGGCAUAUUUCAACCCUAGAGACUACUUGGAAACAUGGUACAACUUUGGCAGUCUUUCCAAUAAGAACAGUCUUAUGAUAUCAGUCCUGAGAAACCUGCACAAGGUGUUCUCUGCAGGUGAUGUGAAGGAUGACAUCCUGAUAGAUAUUGGCAGUAGCCCCACCAUUUACCAGCUCCUUUCUGCCUGGGAGAAGUUUAACAAGAUCAUCAUUUCGGACUAUCUGAACUGGAACCACCAGGAGCUGGAAUGGCUGAAGGAGCUGGGAGCAUUGGACUUGACCCCGGCAGUGAAAUACGUGUGCGAACUGCAGGGACAGAAGGAAAAGUGGGCUGAGAAGGAAGAGAAACUGAGGAAGAAAGUGAAGCAGGUUCUGAAAUGCGAUGUGAGGAAACGCAGCCCUCUGGCCCCCGUGACACUGCCCAUGGCUGACUGCCUGCUCUCCAUGCUGUGCUUGGAAGCUGUCUGCAAAGACCUGGCCACCUUUCGUGCAGCCGUGAAGAACAUCAGCUCCCUGGUGAAGCCGGGGGGACACCUGGUGUUAAAUACAGUUCUGAAAGGAACCUACUACUUGGUUGGGCAGCACAACUUCUCCUGCCUGGGCCUGGACCAGGAGUCAGUGGAGGCAGCUGUAAGAGAUGCUGGGUGUGUCAUUGAGCACAUCCAAGAGGUUCCAGAACCUGCUCCUCUGAAACCAUCUCAGAUUACACUGACCUGCCCCAUUACCAUCCUGAUACAGCACUGUUGUGUCUCUGAGCUUUCAGUUACAACCAGUGGAACCAUGUUUUCCAAGAAGGCCAGACUAAACAUGCCUUGCUCAGAAAACUGGGAACAGAAGAAGCAGGUGGUUUCAGAUAUCAAGGAUCUCAUGUCUUCUCAAGUGACAGAUGCAAAGAUAACAACCAUCAGAACAAUGGGAGUGAUGGACCUGACCAAAGAUGCACACCUCUAUGACAGCUUGGAGACAGCCAAACCAGACUCAACCAAUAGCAUGACCCCUGUUGCAGAAUCACGAUCGAAUCUAAAGGACACAAAUAAAGCACAUACAAUGCUGGAGAAGUUUGAAGAGAUGGUGAAUCUCUAUUUUCCCAUGCCUGGUGAAAUGGUUAAACCCACAGCAUUAGCAGACAGGCAUGGAAUAGCCUCCGUUCAAAAGCAAGAAGAUUAUAGCAGUCACCUACUUGUGUAUUUGCGAACCAUAAUGAUCAAAUUCCAGCAAUAUGCUUGCCAGUGUUCCCAGGGAAAGGUGAAAGAUGCCAGCCAAAGAGUGUGGGAGGCUCUUCAAACCAGUUGCUUGCUGCUGAAGCAUUGGAUCAUAGCUCUGAUUCAUCCUAUCACCCAUCUUCUGAAGAGCACGUACCUAGGCCUACUGUUAAGCAUAGAAGAGUUCCCCAUCAAUUUUCAGGGCGAAGUGCAGCAAGUUUCUAAUGCCAUGGAGAUGCUUCAAGCUUCAUUCUCUUUUUCUGAUUCCUUCCUGGAUUUGCCUAGAAGAAUCCUUUCCCCAGCGUGGAAGAGACUGAUCAAGAAGUAUGAGAGUUUAAGUGAGCUUCAAGAGAAUGUGGUGUACAAUGCACCCUGGUCUUGGUUUGUGGCACCCUUCAAAACCUUAAGAGGUAGAACAUAAGCAGACUUCACAUAAACAGAUAUGGAUAAGAAAGUGCAGAUGCCAAACAAGGAAACCAUUUAGACUGUGGAAAUUUAGAAACAGUUGAGAAACAGGACUAGAACUCUUGAGUUUUGUGAA